Messenger RNA from Macrobrachium nipponense, 2269 nucleotides. Its product is annotated as carbonic anhydrase-related protein 10-like. The coding region runs from base 990 to 1979 and encodes 329 amino acids. The transcript has 11 exons. Gene Ontology annotation, molecular function: carbonate dehydratase activity; zinc ion binding. Lineage: Eukaryota; Metazoa; Arthropoda; Malacostraca; Decapoda; Palaemonidae. The record is from RefSeq and is a predicted model, not a curated record.
CUGUCGUGAAAGUCGGGCCUACGUUAGAACUCUCCCGACUCCAUCGUCACUUGGAAAUUCUUGAAGACUUAUCGAGAGGCUGAAAUGAGGCUAACCAUAAAUACUAAAAGGACUCAAUGGUAACCAUUCGCAAAAGACAUUACAGUGUCUUUCAGGAAGUGAACAUUACCUUCGCUCAUUAAUCUCUCCCGUGGUCUCUAUAUAUAUUCAAUCAAGGACAAGGAAAACGAACAUAGAGACUUUCUGGGUCACGUUUUCUAAGAUUUGUCUCAUUCUCUAUGAUGAUUAUGUGGUUAGAGACAUCAGAAUCAAUUGCUAAUGAGUGCUGCUGACAUGAACAGCCUACUGUAACUUAUUAUUUUGUACAUCCUAAGAGGAAGCAAUUCUUCUGAGAAAAUAAAGCUUUCAAAGAACAAUAUAGCAUUUUUGUGCAAUUCGAAGGAAAGGAAGCAACCGCAGUUAAAUGCAAACUGAAUGAUGCGAAUAUCGGAAGUCAUGAAAUGAUCAGUACUACAAUAAUCUGAACAGCCAGUUGUCCCGAUCGAAGGAAUGAAUGACAUCGAAAUAAAUAAUAGAUAAAGAAAGAAAAAAGAGAGAAGGAAAAAUAAAGAUUAAUAGAGCAUGGUGAGAAGCGUCAUCGUCUGAUGAAAAAAUGCAACGUUUUCGAGGUCUGGAUUCCUUCGCUCACUCCCCGUCAGGCCCUCCCCCUCCCCCUCCCCCUCCCCCUCCCGCCUUUGGAUAGAUCAAAGGUCCCUCGAGAAUUUAUCGGAAAAAAUAUAGGAGUUGGAUCUAAGAGCAAUAUAGAAUGUGUUUCGAGAAGAUUGCCUUGUGAUCUUGAAGGGUGACCUUAGGCUCCGACCCUCUCCGCUUUUUCCUUUUUUUAUUUUUAUUUUUUUAUUAUUAUUUGUCUCUCGCUGUUCGAGGGACGCGACACAGACUGGGUUAUCCUUCCGCCCCACCCCUAUCGAGGUACUUUCGGAUGUCAAGAGAUGGCGCUGGCUCCGCAGACCAACUUCCUCCAUUUUCAUAUCCUUGUCAUCUCCAUGGCCAGGCACUGCCUGUCCAACGUUGUCACACCCAAUUUAGGAUGGAACUGGGAGAUGUGGUGGACUUACGACGGAAUUUCAGGGCCGGAGUUCUGGGGCGUCAUUAACCCAAAUUGGGCCAUGUGCUCGCAGGGGCGACGGCAGAGCCCAAUUAACCUGGACCCUCGAACCCUAUUGCAUGACCCCAAUUUGACUCCGGUUAUGUUCGACAAAUCUAAGGUCAAGGGGGAACUCGUCAACACAGGGCACAGCCUAGAAUGGCGAGUCAGAGCAUCAUCUAUCCCUACGGUCAACCUGUCAGGCGGUCCACUCUCGUACACUUAUUCCGUCAGCCAUUUAAGAUUGCACUUCGGAGAAAGGGACCUGCAGGGCUCUGAGCACACUAUAGCAAACUACGCCUUUCCAGCCGAGUUGCAGAUUUAUGGAUACAAUUCGCAGCUGUACACGAAUUUCUCGCAAGCGGCUAGUCAAGUAUACGGCGUGGUAGCUGUCGCCAUUCUUAUCCAGCUUGGAGACCGCACUUCCCCCGCCCUUUCCACUAUGCUGGAGACUCUGCCUGACGUGAAGUUUGGGGGGUCGUCAUCUUCUCAAAUCCACGAGUUGACCAUAAGCGAUCUGCUGCCAUCUACCGACCAAUAUUUGACCUACGACGGCUCUCUCACCAUCCCCGGGUGCCACGAGACGGUCACGUGGAUACUCCCGAACAAGCCAAUCUAUAUAGCUUUUAAGCUAAUGCGAAGUUUGAGACGCCUGAAACAGGGGAAAACAGACUUCAGUCGAAAUGCGCCAGUUGCCAACAACUUCCGGCCGUUGCAGUCGGCGCACCACCGUACCGUCCGUACUAAUAUCAUCUUCAGUGAUGCACAGGGUAAAAAAUGUUCGACUCUGGAGCCAAGAUUUCGUUACAGAGCCAAUGACUGGAGGAACUCCUGACCAGAUAGAAGUUCCACCUGGUUUUCUCUCCCUCGUCCUUUCCCUCUAUACACUUCCUCAUCCUCCUCACCCUCCUCCCUUUAUUCUCCUUCCUCCUCCCCAGUUAGAGGACUUCCUCGCAGUCCUAUCUCCAGAAACAGCCUUCGCGGUCGAAGUCACGAGAGCAGCCGAUGGACUUCCCACCUGAUCUCUGAGCGAAUUUGCCUGUUUAGCUGCGUUUGAAUAAGAUGUCUGUCUCCCUGUCCUGGUAGCCUACGAAGAUGAACACGCAUCACUCCCAGAUGUAUACA